CGCUCAUCGACGACGCCAUUACGUGACGUCGCAGAGACUGGUUUCCUCACACCAAGCUCUUGUCGCUAGACAUGGCCGAAGCGAUUCAGCUUAAGCAGGCUGACGCUGUGAACAGCGCACACCAAGUCGGUGCGCCUGAGCAAAAUCAAGAAAAGCCGGCCAAUGGUGCUUCGAGGAAACCUCGUCCACGCAGACCCAACUAUAAUGAGAUACAUGCCAAGCCGCUCCCACUAGACACCUAUGCACUGCCUGCAUUUGUCCCUCACAAUCCAAUUUCCAUUGUGCGACUCGCCAUUGGUCUCAUUUCGCAGUCUCUUUGGCCGCCCAAGUCGAUUACCGUCGUUUACAAGGCGUACUACUCUCUAGAGACUCAGUCGAUCCACGUCACCGACCCGGCUUCAAUUCGAGCUCUUUGGGAGCACGGCUUCUGGGGCAAGGGCUCACUCAGCCGAAGCGAACCGCAAUGGCUAGUCGCCGAGAAGCGCCGGCGAGGAGCACAGGCGUCAAAGACAAGUACAGAAGUCACGCAAUCUAGGCGAGAGGAACGGAGACAGUUUAAACUGGAGAGAGCCAAGGCUCAACGUGAAGCUAUUGAGCAACAACUCCGACAAGAAGGCAAACUUGCACCAGAGGCCGGUAUUGAUCAGCUCGUAGACGAUGAUGCCAAAGAUACCACCGUCUCUAGCGAUGUCAAGGCCACAAUAGAUCAAGGCGCAAGUGUCACGCUGCCAGAAGACGAUGCCAACGCUAAGCUCGAGGAAAUCGAUAUUCCGGAUUUGGAGCACCUUCAGCUCACACCUGAGGAGGCUUUCUUCCUUUCCUAUGCCCUUGGUGCUCUAGAUGUGGUCAACGUUGGUGACGAGUUCGAUAAACAAUUUGAGCCAUACCCAGCGUGGUUCUUGUUUCGGCUCUACUGUGCGCACGCAUUAGCUUCCAGCGAUACCAUAGAUGGCGAGAAGACCCUGACAGAUCUUUCUACUGCAUACAAGAUGACCAAGGCCGCCACUCGAAUCGACCCUGCUCUAUCAUGCAUUCCGUCCAUUGCCCCAGACAAUCCUUUCUUGCUAAGAUAUGUUGUCUUCCACCACUUCCGCUCGCUUGGCUGGGUUGUCCGUCCGGGCAUCAAGUUUGCUGUUGAUUAUCUUCUCUAUAUGCGCGGACCUGCAUUUACCCACGCGGAGUUUGCCAUCAUGAUCAUCCCGUCUUAUUCUUCGCCAUAUUGGAACAAGCAACUGGAUGGUAGGCCCAUGCCGAGGACCAUGGACGAACGCAAGGACUGGUGGUGGUUCCACAGGGUCAAUCGGGUGCAGACACAGGUCAUGAAGACGCUGAUGCUGGUCUACGUCGAAGUGCCAGAGCCAUGGGAUACGAGGUCCACUGAUAUGGAUGGGUUCAAGGUUGAUAUUGGGAGUGCGUUGAAGCAGUACAAGGUUCGGGAAUUUGUCUUCAAGAGAUGGAGUCCAAGCCGGAACAGGGAUUGAAGACGCUCGACACUGUUAAGAAUCUAUGGAUAGUACGAUUGGGUGGCUACCGGCAUGUAUGACGAGGAAAUGAUAAAUUAAACGUCGCUUGAACGGGCGUACUCGGGCAUCGCCUUCUUAACACCAAACCGUUUACUCAAAAUGACAAACUGCC
This is a messenger RNA of Exserohilum turcica Et28A, 1635 nucleotides long. RefSeq lists its product as uncharacterized. Gene Ontology annotation, cellular component: tRNA-intron endonuclease complex. Gene Ontology annotation, molecular function: tRNA-intron lyase activity; nucleic acid binding. The transcript is spliced from 2 exons. The record is from RefSeq and is a predicted model, not a curated record. NCBI's taxonomy places the organism in Eukaryota, Fungi, Ascomycota, Dothideomycetes, Pleosporales, Pleosporaceae. Bases 72 to 1481 code for a protein of 469 amino acids. Gene Ontology annotation, biological process: tRNA-type intron splice site recognition and cleavage; tRNA splicing, via endonucleolytic cleavage and ligation.